Molecule: messenger RNA, 2446 nt
Organism: Brassica oleracea var. oleracea
Lineage: Eukaryota; Viridiplantae; Streptophyta; Magnoliopsida; Brassicales; Brassicaceae
Product: disease resistance protein RPS6-like
Exons: 5
Coding region: 89-2377 (762 amino acids)
Biological process (GO): signal transduction; defense response
Molecular function (GO): ADP binding; ATP hydrolysis activity
Source: RefSeq, a predicted model, not a curated record
UGUAAUUCUUAAGCUGCUAAUUCAUUGGUUUCACUUCUUCUCUAACUUAUUUUUGUUUUCUGGAAUCGGCUUAUACGAGCAAUUCUAUAUGGCUUAUUCUUCUUCAUUCUCUUCUCAUAAUUGGUCAUAUGACGUUUUUCCAAGCUUCAGCGGAGGAGAUGUCCGCAAGACAUUCAUGAGCCACUUUCUGAAGGAGCUAGAUCGGAAACUUAUCAUUGCUUUCAAAGAUAACGAGAUCAAGAAAAGCCGAUCGCUUGAUCCCGAGCUUACAAAGGCGAUCAAGGAUUCAAGGAUUGCAGUGGUCAUUUUCUCCACAAACUACGCCUCUUCAAGCUGGUGUUUAAAUGAGUUGCUUGAGAUCGUGAAGUGCAAGGAAGAGUGUGGUCAAGUGGUCAUACCAGUUUUCUACGGUUUGGAUCCUUCCCACGUGAGGAAACAGACCGGAGACUUUGGGAAGAUCUUUGACAAGACAUGCCAAAAUAAAACAGAGGACAAGAUCAUUCGAUGGAGGGAAGCUUUGACUGGUGUAGCUAACAUCUUUGGAUAUCAUAGUGUCACCUGGGCAAACGAAGCAAAGAUGGUCGAAGAAAUAGCGGAUGAUGUUUUGGAUAAAUUGAAUUUAUCUCCAUCAGAUGAGUUUGAGGAUUUUGUUGGAAUUGAAGAUCACAUCAGAGAGAUGAGUUCAUUGCUGCACUUGGAUUCCAAGGAAGUAAAAAUGGUCGGGAUAUGGGGUCCCUCCGGAAUUGGCAAAACUACCAUUGCAAGAGCUCUAUUUAGUCGGCUCUCUCGCCGGUUCCAAAAUAGUGUUUUCAUAGACAAGGUUUUCAUAUCCAAGAGCAUGGAGGUUCAUAGAGGAGCUAAUCUAUGUGACUAUAACAUGAAGCUGCACUUGCAACGAGCUUUUUUGGCUGAAGUUUUAGAUAAGAGAGAUAUAAAGAUAGAUCAUAUAGGUGCAGUGGGAAAGAUGCUAAGGCACCGAAAAGCUCUUAUCUUUAUUGAUGAUUUGGAUGAUCAAGAUGUGCUAGAAGCCUUAGCAGGAAGAAUUCAAUGGUUUGGAAGUGGGAGUCGAAUAAUUGUGGUUACAAAAGAUAAGCAUUUAUUAAGGGCGCAUGGGAUUGAUCACAUUUACGAGGUCUCUCUCCCAUCUUAUAAACUCGCAGUGGAGAUGUUUUGUCGAUAUGCUUUUAGAAAAAGUUCUCCACCUGAUGGUUUUGCGAAGCUUGCUUCUGAAGUUGUAUUGCGUGCAGGUAGCCUUCCAUUGGGUCUUAACGUUUUGGGUUCUAGUUUACGGGGUAGGGACGUAGAAGAUUGGCCGGAUAUGCUGCCGAGGCUUCGGAAUGGUUUGGAUGGAAAAAUUGGAAGAACAUUAAGAGUCAGCUACAACGGAUUAAACAACAAGAAAGAUGAAGCAAUAUUUCGCCACAUUGCAUGUCUUUUCAAUGGUAAGGAAGUCGAUCACAUAAAGAUGAUGCUAGCAGAUAGUGACCUAGAUGUUCAUAUUGGGCUUAAGAAUUUAGUCGAUAAGUCUCUUGUACAUGUAAGAGAAGAUAAUGUGGUAAUGCACUCUUUGCUACAAGAAAUGGGUGAAGAGAUUGUUCAUUCACAGUCCGAUGAGCCUGGAGAACGAGAAUUCCUUAUUGAUUCGAAGGAUAUUUGCCAUGUGUUUGAAAAUAACACUGGUACUAAAAAGGUUUUGGGUAUAGCACUGAAUAUGGAUACGAUUAAAACUCUUCAUGUAUACGAGAAUGCGUUCAGAAGGAUGUGUAAUCUCUGUUUCUUAGAGUUUGACUCGCAAAGCUAUUAUAUGUUAGGAAGAGCGGGUCAAUCACACUUACCAGAAAACUUCAGCUAUUUACCCUCUAGUCUCAAAUUAUUGUGUUGGUACGGGUAUCCAAUGAGAUGUAUGCCUUCUAAGUUUUGUCCUGAAAACCUCGUUAUGCUAAAAAUGCGGAUAAGCAUGCUCGAAAAGCUGUGGGAAGGAGUUGUGUUGCUUCCAUGUCUCAAGGAAAUAAAUUUGUGGGGAUCUUCAAACCUCAAAGUAAUCCCGGAUCUUUCAAAAGCCACAAAUCUUGAGAGACUUUAUCUUGGGCUUUGCUCAAGUUUGUUGGAGCUUUCUUCUUCGGUUCGAGAUCUAAAAAAACUGAGAGUUCUGCUGAUGAAUUUAUGCGUAAAAGUGGAGACUAUUCCAGCCGGCAUUUAUCUCAACUCUCUCGUGCACCUUGAUCUCGAGGGAUGCUCAAGGUUUAAGACUUUUCCCGAAAUCGCAGAGCAAGAUCUAACACAUACAAACCUAAAGAGUGAGAAACUAAGGGAAGUAGUGCAUAAGGUGUUUCUCACGAGGAAGAACAAUUUUGAAACCUUGGAUGUUUCUUCAUAACCAACAUAUCUACCUUAAAUAGCUCAAGAUGUUUAGCACUAUAAUCGAGUUAUAUGAUAUUGUGCUGAC